CGCUGCGAGCGUUGUCCGAAAGCGUUAGUCAAGUGUAUUGUACAAUGAAAAGGGAUUACAUCGCAUUAUGUCCGUCAGGCCAUAGUUUUUACACGGUUAUAUUUGGUGAAGUCGUGCGUGACGAGUUAUGCAACAUUCGGUGUAAAAGCGCCCCAUAAUAGGACGACCAGAUAUUGUGACACCUGACCUACUUAGACAGUAUCGUCGUAUUUAAGACAGUGGUAAACUGACAACAUUUAUAACCCUAAAAAUGUAUUUGACAGGCUUUCGAUUCGCAGAUUCUAAAUGCUUGUAAACACGAGAGAGCAGAGAAAUCCUUCGGAAAUUGCGUCUUUCCGCGUUACAUUAUUGGAACACAGUACCGUGUCUAGUAAUACCCGGUACCCAUAUAAAACAGUGGUCGAUACGUUCUUUCUUACGAAUUCAUCUCUUCUCUGUCGUAGUUCGAUACCAUAAACAUCGAAUGCAAAACAUUACGAGACUAUUCGAAUGUUCGUGAUUUACUAUUUCGAAUGUAACAGCGAAUUCGAACGCUCUCUUCACGGAUAAGUGGCAUUUACGAAGAUCAGUAUAGUAUUUUCCCUUUCGAUAUCCACUGCCGUGCCUGCGCAUCGUAAACACGGGCGCAAGCUAUAUAUCGUCAGCAUUUUCUUUGCAUCUCGCAUCGGAUACAUUCAUCGAACUAUCAUAAAAGAAACCUCUUGGAAUUAUACAUCACAUUCCCCAUGAAUCGAGUAACUUCCUUAAAUCGAUAAUCGCAAUGAUAGACCUAACAGAGAGUUCGAUAAGAUAGUAAAUUGUGACAUUUCUAAAGACGUGGAUCCGCAAAUAGAAAAUCCACAUUCUCCGUAUUUCAUAGAAACGAAUGGUAUUAAGAAUCCAAGAUCUAUCGAAGCAUAGUAGGAAUCAUGCUGCCAGCAUCUGUUUAAGAUAUUCUAAUGUGCGAUAAAGAAGUUGACGAUAAAACGCCUUGAGAUCGGCCGUCGGACUCUUAGAUGCAGGCCAGCAAUGGCAGCAACCGAAAGGCGAUCAUCGAGAAAAGUGAUUUCGGUGUGUGAUACGGACACGGGAUACAGGCCAGGGGCGUUUUGGCGCAGGGUGUACGGUACUGGAACUCGUGCUGUCAGAGCGCAACGGUGCGCCGGACGCUCGCUUGACUAAGGGAGUGCCCGUCCCGAUGCAAAGUGUAAGUGAAGUGGCCUACAGACCUACAUUUGUCUAACGUUCGAUUUUUUUCACGAGCCGCCGGACAGGAGGUUAAUAAUCCGCGCGGGGCUCAUUUUUCCGCGGGCGUGUGCGAUGUCGCUGUUGUGUGAUAUACCGAUGUUCGGUUGAAAGAGACGGUGUGUAGUUUCGGUACGCUCAGACGGCGCUGGCCGGCGCGGGGAGCGUAGUAGUAAAAAGAGAGAGGAGGACAGCGAGAGCGUGCGCACACGAGGACGAGAGAGAGAGUGAGACCAAGAGGGAAAACCGUCCGACAGAGGGAGACGGAAAAGAAGGAACCAGACCGAGCGCGCGCUUCUCUCGAAAGGAAGCGAGACGGACAGAUAGAUAGACGGGGGGGCGAGAAAGAGAGAGCGCGAGGGCACGUAAGAGAGUGUAGGUGUUCCUCGAGAGAAGUGCGUGCGCUCGGGGACGACGUGCAGGAGGAGGGACCCCCGUCUGUCUGUCUGCUGGAAUGCACGAGGGCCGAAUGGCUACGGGGACAGGGGAAGGUGGGGGCCACACGGCCCUCGAGAACACCACCACGACGGCCCUUACGGAAUCAUCGUCUUCCUCCUCCUCGUUACCGACCAUCCUGACCGAAAACACCACGGCUAAUCUGCCUCUGACGGGACCUCAACAGCAGAACCUUCAUCAGGUACAACAGCAACAGGCACAGCAACAGCAGCAGCAGCAGCAGCAGCAGCAGCACUCACAACCACGGGUUAGCUUGAUCACUGAUCUGCCAGUAAACGAUGCCUCAGAGUACUCCACAUUACCGACGGAGCAAUCUGCAUUACCGACAGAGUAAUCUGUAUUACCGACCGAGCACUCUAAUUACCGACAGAGCAAUCUACAUUAUCGACGGAGUAAUCUGCAUUAUCGACCGAGCACUCUAAUUACCGACGGAGCAAUCUGCAUUACCGACGGAACAAUCUGCAUUACCGGCCGAGCAAUCUACAUUAUCGACGGAAUAAUCUGCAUUAUCGACCGAGCAAUCUGCAUUACCGACGGAGUAAUCUACAUUAUCGACAGAGCAACCUACAUUACCGACGGAGUAAUCUGCAUUACCGACGGAACAAUCUACAUUAUCGACUGAGCAAUCUGCAUUACCGACCGAUCACUCUAAUUACCGACAGAGCAAUCUGCAUUAUCGACGGAGUAAUCUGCAUUAUCGACCGAGCAAUCUGCAUUACCGACGGAGCAAUCUGCAUUACCGACAGAGCAACCUACAUUACCGCCAGAGUAAUCUGUAUUACCGACCGAGCACUCUAAUUACCGACGGAGCAAUCUGUAUUACCGACCGAGCACUCUAAUUACCGACAGAGCAAUCUGCAUUAUCGACCGAGCAAUCUGCAUUACCGACGGAGUAAUCUGCAUUACCGACGGAGUAAUCU
Hylaeus volcanicus is the source of this 2600-nucleotide messenger RNA. RefSeq lists its product as uncharacterized. Bases 1679 to 2014 code for a protein of 111 amino acids. The transcript has 2 exons. NCBI's taxonomy places the organism in Eukaryota, Metazoa, Arthropoda, Insecta, Hymenoptera, Colletidae. The record is from RefSeq and is a predicted model, not a curated record.